This is a messenger RNA of Triticum aestivum (bread wheat), 2396 nucleotides long. Its product is annotated as LEAF RUST 10 DISEASE-RESISTANCE proteinUS RECEPTOR-LIKE PROTEIN KINASE-like 2.4. Gene Ontology annotation, biological process: protein phosphorylation. Gene Ontology annotation, molecular function: protein kinase activity; ATP binding. The transcript is spliced from 5 exons. The record is from RefSeq and is a predicted model, not a curated record. NCBI's taxonomy places the organism in Eukaryota, Viridiplantae, Streptophyta, Magnoliopsida, Poales, Poaceae. Bases 105 to 2132 code for a protein of 675 amino acids.
UCUGCGGCAAAAUAAACAAAGACCACUUUACUACUACUCGGUACUCAUACACAAAGAGGUGGACUUCGCUUUGGUCUCCAUCCAUCUUUCUCAGUAGCAGAGCAAUGGCCACCCACGCUCUCGUCGCCGUCGCCGUCGCCGUGCUCCUCGCAGUCUGUGCUGCUCCGGGAGCGCUUGCGCAGACUGUGCAGGUAUGGUCCUCGUGCUCGCCGGGGAACUACACCGCGGGGAGCGCCUACGGGGCCAGCGUCCGCGGCGUGCUCAGGGACGUGGUGGUCGCCGCCGGCCGCUCCCGCUACGGCUACGCCACCGUGGUCCGCAGCCGGCGGGAGGAGGAGGAAGGACCGGACGGGCUGGCCUUGUGCUACGCGGACGGGGGGCCGCCGGAGGUGUGCAGGCUGUGCCUGCGCAUGGCAGCCGGGAACGUGACGCUGGCGUGCCCGCACGCUGCGUCCGCGGCCAUAUUGUACAACAACUGCCUGCUCCAGUACACGGACUCGGCGGCGGGCGAGAGGGAGCUCUCGCGGCCAGAGGCGGACACGGUGCAGAGGUUCUCCUUCUACAACAACAACAUGAACAGCGCCGACGAGGCCGACAGGUACGGCGCCGCGCUCAAUCGGCUCAUGGACCGCCUCGCUCCCGCCGCCGCCGAGGCCGGAGCGAACGGCCAGCCGCGUCCCCUCGCCGCAUUCGGGCAGACCAACAUCACGGCCAACGAGAGCCUGUACGGGUUCGCGCAGUGCGUGGCAGUCCUCUCCCCUGACGACUGCCGCCUCUGCCUCCAGAGAAUCGCCGCGUCGUUGCCCGUGACGAAAGGAGGACGGGCCUACUCGCUGACAUGCUACACGAGGUUCGAGGUGGUGCCCUUCUACAUGCCGCCCAACACAACGAGGAUCGUCGUGGCGCCGGCGCCGGCGGCGUCGUCCUCCUCGACGUCGUCGUCGCAACCUGCAGCGGAUUCCUCCUCGUCCUCAAGAGCUUCUAAGCAUAGCAAGUUGCGCACAAUUGUGGCAGUUUCAACCGUUGGAAUCAUUGUUUUGGUCACAACGUGCUUCAUUAUUGCUUUGAAGAUUCACAGAAGUGGGAGAUUUCCAUUGCAAUCAUUGGUAAGAAAAGACUACAACAGCCGUAGGGACAAAAUCAAGGAGAUGUUGGGCAAUUACGGCUCACUGGCUCCCAAGAGGUACACCUUCUCACACCUCAAGAAAAUAACCAAAUCUUUUAGUGAGAAGCUUGGGGAGGGUAGCUAUGGCAUGGUAUACAAGGGCGCCCUACUGAAUGGCCACCAUGUCGCUGUCAAGUUCCUUCGUGACACGACCGGAAAUGGAGAGGAAUUUGUAAACGAGGUCAUUAGCAUUAGAAGGACAUCUCAUGUCAAUAUUGUCACUCUGCUUGGUUUCUGUUUGGAGGGUUCAAAGAGAGUUCUCGUCUAUGAUUAUAUGCCAAACGGCUCACUAGAGAGGUUCAUCUACGCCGAGAAUUCCAAAGAAACUCUUGAAUGGGACAAACUAUACGAGAUUGCAAUGGGCAUAGCGAGAGGAUUGGAAUAUCUUCACCGAGGAUGCAACACACGAAUCAUACACUUUGACAUAAAGCCCCAAAACAUCCUCCUAGACCAGGACUUCGUUCCAAAGAUCGCUGAUUUUGGCCUGGCGAAAUUGUGCAACCCCAAGGAGAGCUACCUAUUGUCGAUGGACGGCAUGCGGGGCACAGUUGGUUUCAUUGCACCUGAGGUCUUCUCGAGGUGGUUUGGAAUUGUGUCCACAAAGUCGGACGUGUACAGCUUUGGUAUGGUGCUCCUAGAGAUGGUCGGAGGAAGGAAGAACUUUCGAGAAAGUGUGGAGAGAGAAAGUGAGGUGUACUUCCCGGAUUGGGUUCACAGUCACCUAACCCAAUUUGAGAGCUUGCAAUCAUUUGACUUGUGGCCAGAUGAACAUGAAGAGAUUGCAAAGAAGAUGGCCACCAUCGGGCUCUGGUGCAUACAAAUAUCGCCAGCAUCUCGCCCGACCAUAAGCAAGGUUUUAGAAAUGUUUGAACGAAAUAUUGACCAACUUGAGAUACCGCCAAAGCAGUUCAUGUACUCACCUAUACAGGAUGACUCAAAUGAUGAACAGAACGAGAGCCCAGUUUGAAGUUUCUAUGGACAUUGACAGCACUACCUGGCUAGUAGCUAGGCAAGUUCCUAGGUUUGGAGGAAGUACCUCAGGCAUGGCGAGGUGCCAUGGAUAUUUAUUUCCGAAGUCUCAAGAAAGAUCCGCUUUACAUGUUUUAGAUGCAAAAAAUGUAAGUAACUAAUUAAGACAGAUCCUUUGUUGCGUGGCCAUAGCCGAUCAACCUUCUGCAUGUACAGAAAAAAUGAUUAUUCAUUCAACUACAAUUAAGCACGUGCACGUUCA